This is a messenger RNA of Knipowitschia caucasica, 657 nucleotides long. Lineage: Eukaryota; Metazoa; Chordata; Actinopteri; Gobiiformes; Gobiidae. The record is from the annotation of a GenBank genome assembly.
AUGUUCUCACUCUGCUUUGGGAAACAUCCUGGACCAGGGUUAAGGACAAAGAGAGUGACGGACCUGCUCUCGCUGACUCCGCCCCCGUUCCUCCUGGUCCUGGCCGCGUCCCUGGUCCUGGACCUCACCAGCAGCCAGAAGAGCGACCCUUUAAAACACCCCAUCGUCACCACCAACUACGGCAAAAUCAGGGGGAUCAAGAAGGACCUGAACAACGAGAUCCUGGGCCCGGUGGAGCAGUACCUGGGAGUCCCCUACGCCACGGCGCCCAUCGGGGACAGGAGGUUCCAGCCCCCCGAGGCCCCCGGGUCGUGGCAGGAGAUCCGGAACACCACCCAGUUCGCUCCGGUCUGUCCCCAGAACGUCCACGGGGUCCUGCCGGAGAUCAUGCUCCCGGUCUGGUUCACCGACAACCUGGACGUGGCGGCGAACUUCAUCCAGAACCAGAGCGAGGACUGCCUCUACCUCAACGUCUACGUGCCCACGGAAGACGGUCCGAUCACAAAAACACAGGCCGAGUCCUCCACCAACAAGCCGCGGGACCAAGGAUUUGAGAUUUGGGAGAGCCCCGAGGACGCUGCUCUGAUCAAACGAGAGCAGACGAGUUGGAGGCGAGAAAACGGAAAGAACCGACCGAACUGGAAGAAGAAGGUUUAG